Messenger RNA from Dendronephthya gigantea, 1543 nucleotides. RefSeq lists its product as uncharacterized. The record is from RefSeq and is a predicted model, not a curated record. The transcript has a single exon. NCBI's taxonomy places the organism in Eukaryota, Metazoa, Cnidaria, Anthozoa, Malacalcyonacea, Nephtheidae. Bases 160 to 1257 code for a protein of 365 amino acids.
CCCACAUAACUGCGUGACAAAAAUUAAAGGGAAUAUGGAAUCCUAAAGCAGCAAAUGCCAGCGAUUACCCUUCUUUGUUCUGGCAGAUUUGAAUACGAAAUCAUCUGACUGUGUCAGACACGUAACGUAUCAAGAGUAUCAUCAUUCAUCGAGGUAAGCAUGAAGAGUAACGCGCCUUCUCCACGAUUUCUUCAUGAAUUUGAUACGGUAGACACUCUGGCGAUGAGAAACAUUGCAGAGAAACGAAAACUUCAACGACAAAUCGGAGAGCUUGAUAAACAAUUACACAGCAAUUUGGUGCGAUUAGAUUCCGAAAUUUUGUCCAUUCGCUUAGAGAAUUGUGAAGGCCCCUCUCAGGGAAAGGUAAAACCUGUGGUCGGUAAAGACAGCGUUGGUAAUGGUAAAGCCAGGACAAACAACAAUACUUUAGAUGAAGCCAGAGUCAGUUCCCAAAAGACGGAGUCAAACCUCGUUUGUCUUAAUGACCAGCACAGCACGUUACCGAAGAUCAUAACUUCAUCUUAUUUGAAAACAAAACAGGAAGAUUAUCGCGGCGAAGACCAGCUUAGUGGAGUGGAAUUAUCAAACGAAAGUUACUCUCUGCCUUUGGAAACAAUUUCGGAACUUGAACAGAAACAAAUGCAGGCAAAAAAGCGAAUAUUAAUGUCGCUUCAACGCCCAAAAUUGAAACUAGAAACUACAAAGAAAAGUCGACCCCCGACUCCACAGGCUACAAAUCAGUUCUUAUCGCCUUUUACACCGCUCGACAGACAGCGCAGAGCAAGUUCCACAGGUUUGUUAUCUCCUCUGCCUGAUGAAUAUAAUACUAAAGACAGACUGACUCGGGCAUUGAGCGCCCCCGAUGUAAGCGAGUCUCUAAGUCAACACGAACUGGGACGCUUGCAAAAUCUUCACGCAAGAAGGAAACAAAACCAAAUCCAACGGGGAGGAGAAAAUGGAUCCGAAAUGGCUGGGAAUAAUAUGAAAAUUUCUUUUACUGCUGAAAACGAUGGGCCUAAGUCUGAAAGAAAAGGAAGAAUUCGGCGUUUGGAUCCGGUGAAAGGCACUCUAGAUCCGAGGACGAAGAAGAGAGAUUUUGAUGAUGUUAUACAGAGACGUUUAGAUUUACUACAGGAUAAUUUUCCGAGUAAAGAUGAUUUGGAAAAGAUUCGAUACUUAAGAUUCAACCAGGAUAUGGAUGAGGAGAUUGAUGUUGAUGAUCUUUUUGCUGGCUUACCUCAGGAUAAAAAAGGUUGAUCACUAGCGUACUGUAUCAGGCAUGCUCGUUUGUUGGAGUUGAUCACCACGGUGUGAACGACGAACAAAACAAAACCAUCACGCCUAUAUGCCCUCGACAUAUUUGCACGCGUUUGCGUGCAUCUGUAUACCUGCGAACUCGUCCACUUCUAGGGAGAAAGCACCCUCCGAAAGUUAAAGUGUAAAUAUACGUCAUUAUUGAUAAAUAUAAAAUGUCAACUUGGUAUUCUUUAUUCAAAUUUAUUUGUAAUCAUUGAUUGUUUGUACAAAGUUAUGCACUUUGAAA